GCCGGAGAAGCUUGAAGCUUGAAGCAGUCGGUGCUCGGUGUCAGUGCUCUGCUCACUCAGUACGCAACGGAGACGCGCUAGUGGAUGUGGUAGUGCGUGUGUGCGUCUCCAAGCUCCCCGGGCUUUCCAAGUGAGUUUUGUUCGUCUUCAAGGAGCUCUCGGUUUACAACCCUCAGCAUCACAGAAGACAGAAGGCUCGCUAUCUUAGAUUUGAUGGGAUCUACAGCGUUUUGUAGUUAUCGUCCCAUACAUACUAAGAAGCGUUCUUUAUGUUGAUGACGGUGUAGGCUACCUCACAGGAAGAAAAUCCAAAUGUUUGCAGCCCCAUUCGCGCCGGCACCGAUGAAGCAAUACGUUACCAACGAUUCAUGGUUCACAUAGAGAUCCCGGCUCCAAAAUGCCAAUUACAGCAGCAGCAGCAGCAGUUGCCGAAAACACCAAUCGCAGUGCCUAAAAAGAAGAGCGUUUGCUCAGUGCUGGCUGCAGCAAUCGACUCUAAAACCCGCAACAGCAUGUGUCCCAAUGACAGCGCUCCCUCGCUGCAGCCCUUGUUACCACAAAGAUGGGACUCGCUAUUCGACAGCGAAGCGGGGAGCGACGUUACCUUCCUGGUGGGGCCACACCCCGAGACAUGGCGCUUCCCCGGCCACCGGGCCAUCCUCUCUGACGCCAACCCCGUCUUCCCGAUGCUCAACGGACCCCUGGCCGACUCCGGUCCCACCGUCGCCAUUCACGAUGUUGAUGGACGUGCCUUCGAUCAUUUGUUGAGGUUUUUGUACAGAGAAGACGUGCACCUGCAAUCAGUAUCGACUGCACUGGCGACUCUGUACGCGGCGCACAAGUACCUGUGCGCAGGUCUGAUGCGCACCUGCAUCACCUACCUGGACGACCACCUGACGGCGGCAACGGUGCUGCAGAUCUACCAGCACAUCCGCAUGUAUUGCGACGUGCACCCGGCGCGCCGGAAACCUGAGGAGAAGUGGGAGGCGUCGGCGCCCCCCCUCGACGACAACAUCCACAUGAUGACCUGUCUCUGCUCCGACCUGCACCACAACUGCCUGCAGUUCAUCGACGCCCACGCCGACAAGGUGCUGGCCGAGGAGAGUGUGGAGGACGUGACACUGGAAGCACUCAGGGAGAUCAGUCAGAGGGACUCGCUGAUGCUCUCCUCGGAGGCGGUGCUGUUCUCGGCUCUGGAGCGCUGGUGCAACCGCGAGUGCAAGCGGUGCCAGCUUGAGCUGUCGGCUGAGAAUCGGCGAUCGGUACUCGGAGAGGAGCUGCUCUUCUCCGUCAGAUACCUGCUGAUGACGUCACAGCAAUUCCUGUCUGGCCCAAUGCAGAGCGGUCUGCUCGACCAAUACGAGACGACCGUCCUGCUCGGCCACAUCCUCAACUCUCCCGUCUCGGCCAGUGCGCAGACUCUCACUCAGUCGGUCCUCGACCACCUCAAGCGGUCCCGCCGGCUGUCAUGUGAUGCUCCCAUCGUGCUUAGCGACAGGUCUGCUCUGGCACUCAAAACAAACCUCAAAACUAACAAAAAGAAUUCUAAAACAAAAAAGAAAAGCAAACAGAAAAAGCAGAAAGAGACUGAUGGUUCCCCUAAAAAGAAAUGCACCAGCUCGUGCUUUUUCGAGUAUGUUAUUGGGGCCCUAGCUUGCCUAUUCGAUUGACUCCCACCUAAAUCAUCAAUUAUUAUCAUACUAGACUGUGUUAGCUUCAAGCCGCCGCAUCUACUCUCAAACGUAAUAUUUACAAUGAGAUUUUUUAUUCCUAUUAGGGUAAAUAUUAGAGAAUUCGUUUAGAAUUAUAUUUUAUUUUAAUUUGUGGUUCCUAGGUUUGAAAAUUUUUAGUUGCUGUAGCAAAUUGUGAUCCAAGUGGCAGCAAUUCGUAUUUCCAGUGGAUUAAUACAAUUGUUGUAUUGAGAGAAUAGAUUCCAACUGGGAAAGAUAAUGAAUGAAUUUAUGAAAAGAAAGUCUACAUUCGGUAUGUCUUUGAUAAGUUCAACCACAAAAGGAGGAGCCCGUCCUUUCGGGUAAUAUGUUCUUUCAUUAGCGGUUAAACGGACUGCACUUCCUUCUUAUUUAUCUAGAACUGAAAAUUUUGUAUCUCAUUGUGAUUUUUAAAUUUCUCAAGUUGGGAAUUGCUAUUUCUGUUUGCUUCUAAAUACCCCCUCUAGAAUAAAAUAGUAUAAUAUUUGAAUCGACCAAAGCAUUAAAUACUUUUAGCUUCUAAUGAUAAUUAGUUGAUAUCUAUUGCAUAUACUAACUAACGAAACAAAUUCUGACGAACUUGAUUCACUUGGAUACCAUUAGUGCUUGUAGGAUUUCUGGUAAAAACAUUGUAAUAUUCUGAGCAAAGCCAAUAAUAAGAAAUGCACAACUUAGACUAAAAAAUAUAUAUUAUCAAUUAGUUAAUGCUUUUGAAACUAUAAUUAGUAGUGCCUUCCACAACUAUAGCAUUUUUUGAAAGUAUUGUAAUUGUUCAGCCAAUAGUCAAAUAGUUUAAGAUAAUACUACCCAGAGUGAGAUGGAAUAGUUUAAAAUGAACAUUCUAUGAUAAUUGAACGGAAUGUUGUCCUAUAUAGUAGGCCUAUACAGAAUUUUAAAAUAUUGUUUCAGAUUUUAGAAUGUUGUUGCAGAUCGGAACCACUCGAUGAAUUUAAAAUUUCAAAUAACUUACUUUUCAAAAUACAAUUCUCUGACAAAAAAAAACAAUAAAUGACUAUGGGUUGACAAAAAUUAAUCGUUAGCAUUUCUAUCGACUCAGGAAAUUAAUUUUAUAGCAGAAUGAAGAAUAUUAAGAUAUGAGACAAAACCAAAAGUAUUUUAUAAAUGGAUUUCCUUUAAGAUCAAUAUUUCAUUUUUCUCAAUAUUCAUGAUUUAUUUCUGUCAUCACUAAAUUGUUUUUGGAACCGUGUUGUAAGAGACAGAUGCUAUUUAUGAGAGGUAUGAGUUUUCCAUCUGGAGAGAACGCGGUGAUAUAUAACUCUUCAAAUGGCUUAGAAUGUAAUGUAUUCUUAAAAUAUAUUUUAAAAGCAAAACCUUGGUAUGCAUAGGUUUAAAAAUGUUGUCAGUCAACUGUGCGUACAGCAGUAUAAACAAUCACUCGUUAUUUUCUAAAGCAAGUGACAUCAAAUGACUCACUAAAGAAAACAGUUUGUUCUUGUUAAUUGUUAUAAAUAUUAUAAAAGAUUUUAUUUCGGUGCUAUCACCAUUCGUUUUAAAACUUGUUGUAAAUGUUGGUUCAUAGAAUGCUUAAUCUGUAUGGUAAAAUUGAUAUAUUAUUCUUCAAUCCAUUAUGAUAAUGUAAUUAUGAAAUUUGUUGGUGACAUCCAAUUAUCUAUUUUCAACAAAUUGAGCUAUUUUUAUAAAUUUGGCAGUUCGCAGUUCAUAUUGGAAACAGUACUUUUGCCUUAUUAUAUUACAUAAUAAUAUUAUAUUAUUAUAUAAUUAUUACCUAAAAAUUUGAAGAAUUGCCAAAUUGAAUAAUUUAUUACACUACCGGUACUGAAAUUUGUCUUCAAAAAUAUAGAUUUGUUGAUGUAGAAGUACUGCACCCUUAAAGCUUCAACCAUAACAUUGUUUUCGUAUUUAUGAUUCAGUAAUUGGUUGCCAAUAUCUUAGUAUAAUCUACUCUAUUAUUUUUGUAAAGAGAAUUCGGUCUUAGCCAUCCAAUAACUUUAUCAAAUGGAAUAAGAUUGAAAACUAUAUUAUGGCUGAUCUAAUCAAGAAGUUCUCAAUCAGGUAUGAAACCAUGAAUAAUUACGUUUAUAUACGUAAUUGGAAGAAUAACAUGGGAUAAGACAUUGAUAUCGUUUAGGAAAUUAUGGUUCGAAAUUUGAGAUGAAGCAAAAAUUAGUUCAUGAAAUUGACUUGUGAAACAUUUUCACAAAUAUGAAAGAUAUCGAAGAAGUCGUACUUUGUUUACUAAAUCCACUUUGAUAUGGAAUAGUAUAUCUUACCAUAAAUAUUUGUUCGAUAAAAAAGUGUCUCUUAAAUAGAAUUAUUGGGGUUGUCGUACUGUAAGUAUUGAUUUAUUUUACUGAAGGACGAUUAUGUGAUAAGAAUGAUCAAGUAGGUAGUAUAUGAAUAAUGUAUGUUAUGUGUUAUUCUAAUUUGAGAUUACCUGUAUAUAAACCAAAACCACUUUUGUUGUCAGUUAGGUUCCAGUAUUUUUGAGCUUUACGAUUGUAUUAAAAAAAUUCUUAUUGAAUUACUGAUUAAUUUCAUUAUCAUCAUCAUAAAUAGCAUAUUAAUAGGAUGUAUUAAUGAGCAAACCAAACAAUUACGUUAGAUAUAGAUGGUUCUUCUUACUUACAGUACUCAGUAUUAAUCAAGUUUGUAAUCAAUUACAAUUUUUUACAAGUUUUCCAAAUUGAGAAGUGGAGCUCACUGCUCAUUGAGUACAUGCCACUUCCAUCAAUGAUUUUUUCGACUUUAAUAAUAACUUGAUUCUGACACUGAAAAAUUGAAAUAUAAUAAUCCUAAAAUUACCAUUAAUAUGUAUGAUCUAUCUGAAAAAAAUUACAAGUCAUAAGUUUGAACUGUAGAGAGCUCAUUCAAGAAUGUAACAAAUUCCAGUUACCACGAAAUUUUUAACCAAUCUUAUUUAAGGUUUGCUUACUAAGGUUUAAUAAUGUCAACUACGGUACGAAGAUACCAAAAACUUAGAAAAAUAAAUUUCAUAAGAAUUUCUUAUUGAGUUCAUUUAGAAAGUCAGAAUGUGGGAAUAAAUUACAAAUUUUCGAACAUCAAAGCAAGAAUCUCUCAAUUUUCUUGAACAAUUUGUCUAGUCAUUACUUUUAAGUUAUUUUUUAUUUAGCUCGUAUUGUUGGAAAAAUCUUUGUCUAAUUACAUAGCGUUGUGUGUUUGUAUUUUUCAUACUCAUUUUUUGAGAAUAAUGAAAUUUAUAGAACAAGUGAUUUUUGUGAUUGAUGAGAUUCGAAAUACAUAUUGAAUUCAUUUUGAA
Messenger RNA from Nilaparvata lugens (brown planthopper), 4968 nucleotides. Its product is annotated as BTB/POZ domain-containing protein 3. Gene Ontology annotation, cellular component: P-body; cytosol. Gene Ontology annotation, molecular function: protein binding. The record is from RefSeq and is a predicted model, not a curated record. Gene Ontology annotation, biological process: neurogenesis. NCBI's taxonomy places the organism in Eukaryota, Metazoa, Arthropoda, Insecta, Hemiptera, Delphacidae.